This is a messenger RNA of Armigeres subalbatus, 1899 nucleotides long. RefSeq names its product digestive cysteine proteinase 1 (gene 26-29-p). Gene Ontology annotation, cellular component: lysosome. Gene Ontology annotation, molecular function: cysteine-type endopeptidase activator activity involved in apoptotic process; cysteine-type endopeptidase activity. Lineage: Eukaryota; Metazoa; Arthropoda; Insecta; Diptera; Culicidae. Gene Ontology annotation, biological process: immune response; positive regulation of peptidase activity; positive regulation of apoptotic signaling pathway. The transcript is spliced from 4 exons. The coding region runs from base 148 to 1794 and encodes 548 amino acids. The record is from RefSeq and is a predicted model, not a curated record.
CCUUCGAAAGGAAGCAGCUCACUCCAGUUUGGAACUUUCAAGAGUGUAGAAGCAAAUACCCACCGCCAAGUGUUUUUGAAUCAUUUUUAGAGAAUUCGAUGGUGUAAAUAAGCUUUCCAGUGUUUCGUCCCAGCAUAUUGAUUGAAUAUGCGCCAGUUGAUUAUCCUAUUAAGUUGCCUCUUUGUGGCAGCACUUGCCACCAACCCACCCAAAUGGCCAAAAACAUACUCUGUGAGUGGAAUCCUCAGCAUUCCCUAUGCCGAGAUCACGGAACCAUUCUACGCUUGGUACGACGAGGCUAAUGGCCGUUCCCGUAUCGAUUACUACGGUGACAUGGUGCAAACGUACCAGCUAACGAAGGAAGGCGAGUACGGUACCAGUUUGAAGGUUGCCCCCGUCACCACCCGCGAAACGUUGAACAAGCAAACGUGUCUGCAGGUCAAUGGCUCCGAUGAUAACCCCAUCUCAGUGCAGAGCAUUCUACCGAACACGAAGGACUUCAAACUGGCUGGUACUGAACAAAGAAAUGGUUUCAACUGCGACAAGUUCGUACUGGUUGAUGAUGUCGGCCAAAAGCGCAAUUACUACAGUCUCUGGGUGAGAUAUGUGAAAUCUCCGAAGUAUCCAGCCUCCCGCAUGCCCAUUCCGGUUCGCUAUGAAAUGAAGGGUUACAACACGCUGCUUGGCUCGCAUUACGACCACUAUUAUUUGGAUUAUGAUUCGUAUGAACACCAGGACAUUCCGGCUGAUGUGUUCCAAGUUAAAACCAAUGAACCAUGCAUUGGUUUCCCGGGUCCCGGUAAUGGGCACUAUGCUACAUUCAAUCCCAUGCAAGAGUUCAUCCAUCCUCGUUCCGAAGAGCAUUUGGUCAACGAAUUCACCCGUUUCAAGUACAAGCACGGCAAAAACUACAACAACGAAAAGGAGCACGAUCUUCGUCGCGACAUCUUCCGUCAAAACUUACGUUUCAUCCAUUCGCACAAUCGUGCCGGAAAGGGAUUCACCGUUGCCGUUAACCAUCUAGCCGAUCGUACCGAAGAAGAACUGAAAGCCCUCCGUGGUUUCAAGUCGUCCAAUAUCUACAAUGGAGGCAAACCAUUCCCUUACAACCCGGCCGAUUUCAAAGAUGAUGUGCCAGAAAGUUUGGAUUGGCGUAUCGCUGGUGCGGUUACUCCCGUUAAGGAUCAAUCGGUAUGUGGAUCUUGUUGGUCGUUCGGAACAGCUGGACAUAUCGAGUCGGCGUACUUCCUGAAGUACAACAAUCUGAUACGCUUCUCGCAGCAAGCUUUGAUUGACUGUUCGUGGGGAUAUGGCAACAAUGGAUGUGAUGGCGGGGAGGACUUCCGUGCCUACCAAUGGAUGAUGGAAAUCGGUGGCAUCCCGUCAGAAGAAGAGUACGGCGGAUACUUGGGACAGGAUGGCUACUGUCGGGUGGAUAACAAAACCCUAUACGCUGCAAUCGAUGGAUGGGUAAAUGUGACAUCAGGAGAUUCUGAGGCUAUGAAACUUGCGCUGUUCAAACAUGGCCCGCUGUCGAUUGCUAUCGACGCCGGUCACAAAUCUUUCAGUUACUACGCAAAUGGAGUAUAUUAUGAACCGGAAUGUAAAAACAACUUGGAUGGGCUGGAUCAUGCAGUUCUGGCAGUGGGUUAUGGAAAACUGAAAGGAGAGGAUUACUGGCUAAUCAAAAAUUCUUGGUCCAACUACUGGGGCAACGAUGGGUAUGCCUUGAUGGCUAUGAAAGAGAACAACUGUGGCCUUACUACUGAUGCCACUUAUGUGAAUUUGAAGUGAGAUUUCAUUCUAUAUUAAGUUUCAGUGUAGAGUAGUUUUACUUUUGGAUUUGUGUCAUCUUGUGUAAGUCAAAAUAAAUCGUUUACAUGUUUUUUGUAACAAAAA